GAAAAGGCGCGCCUUUUCUCCUCUCGUUCCACCGACGGCGACGCAGGCCUCACCCGCACCAACCUUCGUUCUCCUUCCCCUUCUCCUCCACGCGCGUCAAUUUGCCAUCCCAGGAAGGCAGAACCCCACACCUCUGAUCUGCUCUGCCCAUCAUCCAGCGCAUCCCCGGCCCUGACUUAACUUGCUGCUCACCUCGCCAUGGGAAUCUCCCACCCUCUCUCCGACGAGUACGACGCCCUCCGCGGCGCCGUCCUCUCGCCGGAUACGACGCCUCCCUCAUCGCCGCUCGCCCACCGCCACCUCCUGGAGCACGAGGUUACUAGGAUGGACACGCUCGCCGGCAUCGCCAUCAAGUACGGCGUCGAGAUAUCUGACAUCAAAAGGGCAAACAGUUUGGUAACUGACAGCCAGAUGUUUGCACACAAAUCGCUGCUCAUACCUCUACCAGGAAUGCCCAUGCCAUCCCUGAAUGCUUGUGGUCAAAGAACGAUAAGAACGUGUGCUCCAAACCAUCGGCAAAAGAGAGACGCGCCCAAGUCUCGUCAGCAGGGUGCGUCAUCUGCAAUGAAUACCUUGCAGAGAUACUAUGGCCUAACACCACCUCAGAAAGGAGGAAAUACCAUGGAUAGCAGCACUGAACUGUCUGUGUACCAUAAGGGCGGCGGCUUCCAGAGUAACCUCAGCGAAACAUUGCUCAAUCCUUCCGCAGCUCCAGGCACCGACAGCAGCUGGAAUUUUGAAGCGCUAGGCUUUUCAGCGACCGAGGGCGAUGGCGGGGCACCGAAACCAGAGCAAGAUGGUUCUAUGCGGCGGCGACAGAAAGUGGAAGCAGAGUCUAACGCCCAGGGUGAUUUUCUAGUGAAGGCGAUCAAGAGUCUGUUGAUUUCCAGCGUCCGUCUAGACACGUAUGCAGGCAGCCCAGGUUCCAGCCAGAAGAGCGGCUUCAGAUCUGUGACUGUGAGGAAGUCCCCGAGCGCGCCCAGCUUUGCGGAUGCUGACAAUGGAGUCUCUAUGUGGUCAAGUUCCAAGUGGACGUUCAGCCAUGACUCCUUCACCCGACCGUUGCUUGAUGGCCUGCCCAAACCAGCGUCAGCUCGGAGGACCAACCAAAACCGCGUUGGACUGAAACUGAACUGAAUACACACAUGUUUGAGCGUCUCCUUUGAUGAACGACGAGCUGUGGCGUGACUAGGCGACUGACUUGGCAGCAGAGCAUAUCUGUCUGCAGCUCUGGUGUUAGCACAAUUGAUUGGCUUGUACAACUCCUACAAAAGAGAAGAGUUACGAUGGAGCCUAGCUACAUGUAAUGUAUACAACAUGCAUACAUGCAUGUGUUGAUGGAAUGAAUUGUAUUGUAUCCCAUCCCAGGCAGUGCUACACACAGAUAUUCUGUCUGCUGUGUGAUGGGGUGAAUUUGGUUUCAGUUACUCCCUAAAUCAAAUGGAA
This is a messenger RNA of Zea mays, 1446 nucleotides long. RefSeq names its product lysM domain containing protein. The transcript has 3 exons. NCBI's taxonomy places the organism in Eukaryota, Viridiplantae, Streptophyta, Magnoliopsida, Poales, Poaceae. The record is from RefSeq and is marked validated. The coding region runs from base 199 to 1137 and encodes 312 amino acids.